Molecule: messenger RNA, 1629 nt
Organism: Purpureocillium lilacinum
Lineage: Eukaryota; Fungi; Ascomycota; Sordariomycetes; Hypocreales; Ophiocordycipitaceae
Molecular function (GO): ATP binding; ATP-dependent protein folding chaperone
Source: RefSeq, a predicted model, not a curated record
AUGAGCGACCGACGAAUCAUCGUCUCGAUAGACUUCGGGACAACCUACUCGGGGGUCGCGUGGGCAGAAACGUCCCGGCCAGAUGUUCAACACGUGAUAUCUAGUUGGCCAUCGGCCAACUCCUUCCAGAGCAGCCUCAAGGUGCCGACGGAGCUGCGCAAGGUAGCGUCUGGCUGGCAGUGGGGAUUCCAGAUCCCCGAGUCUGCCAAGCGAUACCGGUUCUUCAAGCUGAAGCUAGACGAGCCGCAAAAGGCCAACAAGGAUGGCGAGACGCCACAGGAGCUGACGCGGAUAUAUCUGUCGUGUCUUCAUACGCACUUCAUUAGUGUGUUGGAGAAGCGCUUGUCCCCCAGCAUCGUGCGUUCGACACCCAUGGACUUUGUCGUCACGGUCCCCGCCAUCUGGUCCAAUGCGGCGAAGCAAGCCACCGAGAGGGCGGCAGCAAUGGCUGGCUUCUGUGGCAACCAGAGAAUACAGCUGAUAUCCGAGCCGGAAGCCGCUGCGCUGUACACCAUCAAGUACCUCAGCCCCUCGAUUCUGCAGCGUGGUCGCAAAUUCGUAGUGUGCGACGCCGGCGGAGGGACGGUAGACCUCAUCACGUACGAGAUCACGCGGAUAGACAAACUUGAGGUCAAGGAGGUGACCGAGGGAACCGGAGGCAAGUGCGGCUCGUCCAUGCUCAACAAACGGUUUCGCCGAUUCCUCAAGCAAACUCACGGCGACAAGUAUUGGACCGACGAGCGGCUGGUGGUUGCCCUGAACGAGUUUGAAUCAUUCAAAAAGGAUUUCUCGCCAAAGGGUGAACCCCUCACCAUACGGGUCGAUGAGAGCCUCGGCCUGAAACGUAACCGCUUCACGGUUCCACAGGAGGAGAUGGCUUCGCGAAUAUUCGACCCAAUCAUGAAGGACGUCAUCUGCCUCGUCCGCGAGCAAAUCGCCAUGGCGGGAGAUGACGUCGCAGCGGUCGUACUCGUUGGCGGCUUCGGCCAAAGCCGGCACCUCAAGUCGCAGGUUCGAGACGCGACUCCCGCCGGUAUCAAGGUUCUGCAGCCUGAAAAUGGUUGGAUAGCCGUGGUGAAGGGAGCUGCAAUCCACGGGCUCAACCAGAAUCAGCCGAAGUUGGCCGAGGUGGAGGUGGCUUCUCGAAUUGCCCGGAGAUCAUACGGCACUUGCCUGCUCGCCAAGUACGACUUGAUGAGGCACGACCCAAGGGAAGCGUUCUGGUCCGCCAAGGAAGAAGAGAUGGUGGUGACGGAAAUGUGCUGGUUCAUCAAAAAGGGCCAAUCCUAUCCAGAAGGCAAGCCGUCAUCCAUCGAGUAUCAAUGCGACAUCCCUGUGGGAAUGGGUCAUCUCCCGCAAACGGAAAUCGAGAUCUUCAGUAAUGGCGAAGAGGGCGAACCGCCUGUACACGUCAAUGCGAGGACCCGAUGUGUCGCUACCCUGUCACUUGAUCUGGAAAAGAUUCCCAAGUCGACCAUGUUGGCGGCUGGAAAGACGCGAAUGGGCUGGCACCGAUACUAUUGCCUCAGUGGCGUCAUCGAGGCAAGCUACGGCUCAGCCAUGGUAACGUAUACUGUGAAGCUCGGAGGCGUCACGCACGACGCCAUAACCGUGCGAUACGAAGAUUGA